Messenger RNA from Knipowitschia caucasica, 1050 nucleotides. NCBI's taxonomy places the organism in Eukaryota, Metazoa, Chordata, Actinopteri, Gobiiformes, Gobiidae. The record is from the annotation of a GenBank genome assembly.
AUGGACUCCCCGCUCAGACAUGGAAGCAGCAGCUCUUUCAAAACCCCCCAGAGGCUGAGGGCCUCCAGGAGCCACAGCAGCGGGAGCCACAGCAGCCCACUCACCAUCCCGGCCUCGCCCUUCAUGAAGAAACUGGGCUGUGGCACCGGGGUCAACGUCUACCUCCUGGACAGAAUGGGGAAACUGAAUCUGUCUCCGUGGGCAGUGAAGAAGAUCAAUGGUAACUGUGCGGCCAAACAGGCGGCACUUUACCAGAAGCGCCUGAACGAGGAGGCGAAGGUCCUGAAGGGUCUGGACCACCCUAACAUCGUGGGUUUUCGUGCUGUUGCCACGGCGACAGAUGGAUCGAAGUGUCUGGCCAUGGAGUACGGAGGAGAGCAGUCACUCAACGACAUGAUCGAGAGGCGGCGAGAGGACGGUCUGAAAGCCUUUCCUGCCGCCAACAUCGAGAAAGUGGCGCUGCAUGUGGCUCGCGGUCUGAAGUAUCUUCACAAUGAGAAGAAGCUGCUUCACGGCGACAUGAAAUCCUGCAACGUGGUCAUUAAAGGAGACUUCGAGACGGUCAAGAUCUGCGACGUGGGCGUGUCCCUGUUUCUGGAUGAGAACAUGAAAGUUUCAGACCCGAAGGCGGAGUACAUCGGCACCGAGCCCUGGAACCCCAAGGAGGUGAUGGAGGGAGGACCGGUCUCUGACAAGGCCGACGUCUUUGCAUUUGGACUGACGCUCUGGGAGAUGAUGACCCUGUCCAUGCCACAUCUGGACGCUCUCGACGAGGAAGAGGACGAGGAGGAUGAUGAAGGUGAGGAGGAGGAGGAUGAUGAUGAUGAAGAGGUGACGAGAGCUUUGACGAGGGACGCGUAUUACGAGCGGCUCGGGACUCGGCCUGCGCUGGACGCAGAGGCUCUGGGCGCCCCCUACAGGAGGAUGGUGGAACUGUUCUACGUCUGCACAGAGGAAGACCCCCAGAAGCGGCCCUCGGCCUCUCAGAUCGUCCAGGCUUUAGAAGGAAACAGCGCCCCCCAGAGCCACGAGGUCAUCGUCAUCGACUGA